AUGGAUUCUGCGGUCUCUGUUGACAGUACAUUCUUGGGGGAAGACGCAUGUAUAUCUGACUGGAUGCAGGUGACUGAGAAGGACUCGGAAAACAAUCAGAUUAAUGAGGAAGAUCCUGAUGCCAGAAGUAAUGCAGUUAUUCUUUGGAGGAGAUGUGAGUUGCUUACUGCGAAACCAGCUCAGGAGCUGGCUGAGCAGCUACGUCUUAUUUUGGAACCCACACUUGCUAGCAAGCUCAGUGGUGAUUACAGAACGGGCAAAAGGAUCAACAUGAAAAAGGUUAUUCCAUACAUAGCAAGCCACUACAGGAAAGACAAAAUUUGGUUGAGGAGGACAAAACCAAACAAGCGUGAUUACCAGGUUGUUAUUGCUGUGGAUGAUUCACAUAGCAUGUCGGAAGGUGGAUGUGGUGAUUUUGCAAUUAGGGCUUUGGCAACUGUGUGCCGAGCUAUGUCACAGCUUAAGAUGGGGAGUUUGGCGGUUGCAAGUUUUGGGAAGAAAGGAAGCAUAAAGAUGUUGCAUGAUUUUGGUUUAACAUUUGAACAAGAAAAUCAAAUUGAAGAUGAACCAGUCGCCAAUCUGCUGAGAAACAUGAAUGUCAUGCUUGAGAAAUUGGCCAGCACAAGCCCACAGUCUUACGGGAGCAACCCUCUUCAACAACUUGUACUAAUCAUCGACGAUGGUAAGUUCCAUGAGCGAGAGAAACUGAAACGAUCUGUGAGAAAGUUUCUCCAGCAGAAGCGUAUGGUGGUAUAUCUACUUCUCGAUAACCGGGAACAAUCCGUUCUGGAUUUACUGAACUUCGUUGUAAAAAAUAACACUCUAGAGAAAACGGCAUAUAUGGAUUCCUUCCCCUUCCCAUACUACAUUGUGCUGAGAGAUAUCGAAGCCUUACCUACAACACUUGGCCAUGUCUUGAGCAGUGGUUAG
Messenger RNA from Arabis nemorensis, 930 nucleotides. The record is from the annotation of a GenBank genome assembly. NCBI's taxonomy places the organism in Eukaryota, Viridiplantae, Streptophyta, Magnoliopsida, Brassicales, Brassicaceae.